Molecule: messenger RNA, 426 nt
Organism: Schistosoma mattheei
Lineage: Eukaryota; Metazoa; Platyhelminthes; Trematoda; Strigeidida; Schistosomatidae
Source: the annotation of a GenBank genome assembly
AUGAUGAUGAUGAUGAUGAUGAUGAUGAUGAUGAUGAUGAUGAUGAUGAUGAUGAUGAUGAUGAUGAUGAUGAUGAUGAUGAUGAUGAUGAUGAUGAUGAUGAUGAUGAUGAUGAUGAUGAUGAUGAUGAUGAUGAUGAUGAUGAUGAUGAUGAUGAUGAUGAUGAUGAUGAUGAUGAUGAUGAUGAUGAUGAUGAUGAUGAUGAUGAUGAUGAUGAUGAUGAUGAUGAUGAUGAUGAUGAUGAUGAUGAUGAUGAUGAUGAUGAUGAUGAUGAUGAUGAUGAUGAUGAUGAUGAUGAUGAUGAUGAUGAUGAUGAUGAUGAUGAUGAUGAUGAUGAUGAUGAUGAUGAUGAUGAUGAUGAUGAUGAUGAUGAGCAUAAUAAAUCAUGAUAAUCAUAAUUACUUCAUCAUAAUCAAUUCAAUUUGA